GAGAAUCGCAUCACAACAACUUGCACCUACACACCCACAAACAUUCUAGCUGAACCAGUCUGUCCUGGCUUUCACUCGAGUGGAAAUAUGCAACGAACGUUGAAGUCAAUGGGGGCCCUGCCAAGUAUGGCAAAGGCUUUAGAUCUAGAUGCGGGAUGGACCGGACCUCAACAUUCCCCAUCCACCAUGUUGUCCGCCGUCGCGCGCAGACAACUCCUUGCGAGCAAGAAACUCGCUCACCGUCGCCUACACGCACGGCUCUCCUCCACUUCCUCAAACUCGUCAAAUCCUUCCGGGAAUAUCUCCAAAUAUCUCGGAAUGGCCUCUGCAGCUUCCACUUUGGCCGCUGCUUCCUAUACCGCCGGUUCACUAUACCCUCCCACAAUCGCGACCUACGUCUCUCCCCGUUCCGCACCUCCCCCACCAGACCCCAACGCGCCCGAAUCAAUAGCAUAUGUCGAAAGUCUCGAAGACUCUCUUCAGACGCUUUCUAUUCUGGAGGCACACCGACAACGUGAUGAUGCCCGUCAGUGGUACGAGACUCGACCGUUCGUGACGCUUUCCGAGGAACGCAGGGCGAAUAGCUUGACUGCGGGUGCACUCCGAGGUCCCGGGAAGCUUGCUCUUCCUCCGCUUGUCAGGGCGAAGAGGGAUGAAAGCGAGUCUUGGAUCUUCUUGCAUGUGGGACGGGGUCUUUGUGGUCAUGAGGGUAUCAUCCAUGGUGGUCUUUUGGCUACUUUGCUCGAUGAGAGCUUUGGCCGGAUCGCCUUGUUGAACUUGCCAGACAAGGUUGGGGUCACUGCCAACUUGAAUAUCAGUUAUAAAGCACCUACUCGUGCUGAUCAAUUCAUAGUGAUCAAAACACGUCUGGUUGAACAAAACGGCCGCAAGGUUACCGUCUCCGGUUGUGUCGAAGACUUGGAGGGAACUGUUCUCGUUGAGGCGACUGCCCUCUUCAUCCAACCCAAAUACGCCAAACUCCUCAACACAAAACAGAUUCGCGAGAUCAUGGGCGAGCCUCCCAUCGACGAACCUCUGACCGAAGGAACAGGUUCUCCCUUCCCCGCAGUAGUAGCCCUUGACUCCUGAGGCUGAAUCAGCUUGAUUUAUUCUGUUGUUCCAAUGGUGUACCCGAAUGGCCUUUGGAUAGUCUCGGCAGUUCGAAGACUAGCAUAAGACAUUAUUGACUACUGCUUAUAUGGUAAGCUCGUAAACUCAGCCUUCCCCCCGCUCCGCUACCGCUGCUCGCCCUUAUAUGGUUCUUUGAUAUAUGGUAUAUAGAGAACGCUUGGAUUUUUCAUAGGGAUAGAACAACAGGCUAAUACUAUAGAAUAUGUCACACCUUGAAUUCAAUCGCUACAGUCAUUACAAUCGUGAAAUAUCAAUCAUUGUCUUAUUC
Somion occarium is the source of this 1399-nucleotide messenger RNA. The record is from the annotation of a GenBank genome assembly. Lineage: Eukaryota; Fungi; Basidiomycota; Agaricomycetes; Polyporales; Cerrenaceae.